AUGGAUCUGUGGGCGACUUUGCCUUGUCCUUCCAUCCUGCACGGGAAUGGUCUAUUGAACGUUGCUGCCGCCCAACCCCUACUAGAGCAAUUUGCUCGCUACAUAAUGGGGAUGGCUCUGGAUUGUGCUCUCUUUGGCCCCUGUGAUGUGGAAGAUCGACAGGCUAUCAGGCAACACUGUCAAGUUGGUGCAUGGUUGGAACGUGCUCGGCAAUGCUACCCGCCAGCACUGGGGUAUCAUGGUACGCCGGAUCACUUUGCGUACCUAUCUGUUCUCUGUCCUCCGGAGGAUGGGUGGCCUUGGCCAGAAUUUUCUACUUGGCUUUCUGAUUUGCCUUUCGACACGCUACCUGAUAGGUAUCAGCGAUUUGAACCAAAAGAGAUCCCUGUAAAAGCUCGAGCAGUCUUUGUUCCAGCCAUUCUUGUGGAAAAAGAGGACCCUGAUAGCGAUUUGGAUGCUUACGCAAAUGUGUUUGCCACGACUGCAACAACAGUUACGGCUACACCUAACAUCGCUACAGUCCCAGCUCCAGCUCCAAAUGUUGUUACUCCAAGUCCACCGAAAGAAGCUCCACUUCCACCGGUGCGGCAAUUGGCCUCCCCACCUUCCGUUCCACAAGACGUCCUUGAUGCCAUGCAAAAAGUGAGCGCUUUCCAAGAACAAAUUGUUCAUGGUACAUCUGCGGGCACACCUACUAAUCCAGUUGACUUGGUUGCUGGUGAUGUGGAGGAGUAUGACAUUCGCCCAAAUGACUUGGCAACUAGGUUUGCUUCUUCGGCGAAUGAUUCUUUUACUGCAGCAGUCAUGCAAGCUGGCAAUAUUGCUGAUCGACGUCGCUCUAGUUUGGCACAAGGAAAAUUUGGGGCUGGUCCACGAAUGGGUUCGCUGGGCCUUGCUCCAAUGCAGAACGACAUGUUCAACCUGCAGACACUGGCGGCAGCGCUUGGAGUGCGACAGUCUUGUUUUGUUUCAGCUGAUAAAGCGUCUCUUGCAAGUGUGCAGGCACGUCGGACCUGCAGCCCUUAUUUCCUAAAUGUUGCUCUGAUUCUUGCAAGUUUCUUUCCCCAAGAGGAGCAACCCUAUCUGUGUCUGUCUGAUGAUCGUGUGGUGGCUGCGACUGAUUGGAUGAAAGUUCCGGAACCAACGCAACUCGCCCGCGCGGCACCUACUACUUUUGGUCUUCAAGAUGCUACGUUCCAUGGCAAAGAAGAUGUGGUGGCUGGCGCUUUUGUGGUGGCUCCAACUAUGGUGGGACGCCACGAAUUCACCAAAAAACCUCUUUGCUAUUUGGACAAGUUCCAGCUGCUUUAUGAACGCGUGGAGAGGAAGUGGGAUCCUGCUGAGUUGGAUGUGAACGGCCAUACUUUGAAGGGUCUUGCUCGUGUGACAACGGAACAGGGAUUUGUCAGUCCGGCGGCUUUGCGAAAUCUAAAGGCGUGGGACGGGAUCGUCUGCAUGUUGAUCUCGCCAAUCCUUGAUGGCAUGCACCAGCUUAUGCUGAAGCAAACUGGGCCCCAGUGGUGCACAACUUCUGGAAAAAGAAUCUCUCACGGCGACAUGCAUUCCAAUUCCAUUGGAUUGUCGUGUGAAGAGGAUGUUUCGACAAAGGUUCCCAUCAAAACGGACUCGGAAUUUGACGAAAAGGAGGCAGAAGAAGGAGAGACGGAGGCGGCAAGUCCCUUGGCGGAUGGACUGGUCAUUGGUGGUAGACGGCGUUAG
Messenger RNA from Cylindrotheca closterium, 1719 nucleotides. The record is from the annotation of a GenBank genome assembly. Lineage: Eukaryota; Bacillariophyta; Bacillariophyceae; Bacillariales; Bacillariaceae.